GCUUAUCGGCCAGUUGCAAAUACAGUUAACACGUUCGCACCAUGCCAGGAACUAUGCAGAGUGUCCAAAAUCACAUCAACGAACUUGUUCCUAGUGGAGCAAAAGAUGCAAAACGCGAUACGAAGACAUCAAAAUCCGUCUUCGCUCGCGAAGCCAAGUACGGCGCGCACAACUAUGAACCAAUUCCUGUUGCAAUUACUAGAGGACAAGGGGUUUAUGUUUGGGAUGUGGAAGGAAAAAAAUAUUUCGACUUCCUAAGUGCUUAUUCAGCUGUAAACCAAGGACACUGUCAUCCCAGAAUCGUCGCAGCUCUUCAAAAGCAAGCCGAAAUAUUAACGCUAACUUCGAGAGCAUUUUACACCGAUGCAUUGGGUGAAUAUGCUCAAUACAUAACCAGUGUAUUUGGUUACGAUAAGGUUUUACCCAUCAACAGCGGAGUGGAAGCCGGAGAGACUGCCUGUAAAAUUGCACGAAAAUGGGGAUACCUUAAGAAAAAAAUUCCUGAUAAUGAAGCAAAAAUAGUAUUCGCGGAAGGCAAUUAUUGGGGACGAACCUUAGCCGCAAUUUCGUCGUCGACAGAUCCGUCUUGCAGGGAGCAUUAUGGUCCAUUUAUGCCGGGAUUUUUAAUCGUCCCCUACAAUGAUUUGGAAGCUUUAGAGACGACAUUGAAAGACGAUCCUAAUAUUUGUGCCUUUAUGGUUGAACCCAUUCAAGGAGAAGCAGGAAUUGUGAUACCAUCGCCGGGUUACUUGAAAGGUGUACGUGAAUUAUGCACUAAAUACAACGUAUUGUGGAUUGAUGACGAAGUGCAAACGGGAAUGGGGAGGACGGGAAAACUUUUGGCAGUAGAGCACGAGGAUGUUCGACCCGACAUCGUCUGUUUGGGAAAGGCGUUGUCCGGAGGAAUGAUGGCGAUAUCCGCAGUUUUGGCAGACGACCCCAUCAUACUUUGCAUGAAACCCGGAGAGCACGGAUCAACCUAUGGAGGAAAUCCACUCGCGUGUAAAGUGGCAAUUGCGGCUUUAAACGUUACCAUCGAAGAGCGUCUUACCGAAAAUGCUAUGCACUUAGGUUGUUUACUAAAAAGUGAACUUAAACAACUGCCUACAAGUAUUGUAAAAGAAGUUCGCGGCAAAGGACUAAUGUGCGCAAUUGUCAUAAAUCGAGACAUCGGCUUCACCGCAACAGAAAUCUGCCUUAGACUGAGAGAUAAUGGACUGUUGGCAAAGCAAACCCACAGUGACAUAAUCCGCCUCGCACCACCCCUAGUGAUUACUGAAGCACAGUUAAGAGAAUGUACGAAAAUAAUCACAAAUACAAUUUGUUCCUUUUUGUAACUAAAUACGCCCUCCCUACACCCUCUAUGAAUGGGGGUGAAAAUAGCUCCUAUCGUCAGGUAUGGAUGCAGAUGCUGCACCGAUGAAUGUUGUACAAUAUAUAUGUGAAGGCGUUUACCAGUACGAGUUCGUAGUAAAUAAUUAUGUGCCUACCUAUAUUAGUUGAUUAAUUUAAUCGAUAAUAAACGUUUAUGUAUGUA
Messenger RNA from Photinus pyralis (common eastern firefly), 1537 nucleotides. Its product is annotated as ornithine aminotransferase, mitochondrial-like. Bases 42 to 1337 code for a protein of 431 amino acids. The transcript is spliced from 5 exons. Gene Ontology annotation, molecular function: L-ornithine transaminase activity; identical protein binding; pyridoxal phosphate binding. The record is from RefSeq and is a predicted model, not a curated record. Gene Ontology annotation, cellular component: cytoplasm. Lineage: Eukaryota; Metazoa; Arthropoda; Insecta; Coleoptera; Lampyridae.